AUGGCGCCCCGCAGAUCGCGAGCCAACUCCCCCGAGUUCCCCAUUCUGGAGGCCAAUGCCUUGCUGACGGCCCAAGGCAACUGCCUGUUCAAUGCCCUUUCCGAUCAGCUCUACGGCACCCAAGACAUGCACGAGGUGCUUCGGACCUAUACCAUCGAGCACAUGAAGCAACAUUCAGGCUUCUACCGCCAGUACAUGGCUGUGAACAACGUUCGCCGAAAUCCUAAACGCAAGACGACGGCUGCACUGUCUGCUACCAUUGAACCUUCCGCUUAUACCGAAGAGGAGCUGCAGAGGCAGUUCGAACUUCAUGUUGAGAAGAUGGGACAACCUGGCGAGUGGGCUGACAACAUGGAAGUGUCGGCUUUUGCAUCGGCCUUUCAUGUUCAUGUUCGCCUCUGGCAGGCUGACUUCACCCUCCUCAUCUCUCCAAGCUUCGACUAUCAAUACGAGGAGCCUGGAGCUGUAGAUGACAGACAGACGCUCCACAUUGCUUAUCACAGCUGGGAACACUACUCAUCAGUCCGCAACAACGUUGGACCCCACACCGGCGUGCCGGACGUCACAGUGGUUCCGCUACAGACAUCCUUGCGGAAACGACCGAGCCCUAGUGUCUCAGGUGACGAUGAGGACGAGAUCCCGCGAGCCCGGAAGCGUCGAUCGCCCCUUCCGCUGUUCGACUCGGACUCAACACCUGAGUGUACAGAGAGCUCAUCUGACGAAUCCAACGGACCGGUGCUAUCGCAGACACAUCUUGAGCUUCCUGAAUCAGUUCAAGGAGCGAAGCCUCAGAAGCUUACCAUCAAGCUACGUUGUCUUCGGACCACUGAUUCUGUCGAACCUAAUGAUUCUGUUGAGCCUCUCACAGCCAUUCCACCGCCCACGGUUACUCCACCUUCACCACUGCCGCCCUCACCAGCACCGCCACCUGUUGUCACUGCGGCCGACUCAGAUCUCCCGCCUCCCAUACUUCCUCAACCACCACCGCAACGGCCACUUGAGACGAUGAUCUAG
Messenger RNA from Didymosphaeria variabile, 1014 nucleotides. RefSeq lists its product as uncharacterized. Gene Ontology annotation, biological process: protein deubiquitination. The record is from RefSeq and is a predicted model, not a curated record. Gene Ontology annotation, molecular function: cysteine-type deubiquitinase activity. NCBI's taxonomy places the organism in Eukaryota, Fungi, Ascomycota, Dothideomycetes, Pleosporales, Didymosphaeriaceae. The coding region runs from base 1 to 1014 and encodes 337 amino acids. The transcript has 3 exons.